GAGGAGACGUCCAUCUAUUCCAUCUCCUAAGAGGAUCUCAUCACCGCGUCUCUCCAGUAAUCAGAGGAUUCCGGGACGCGAGGUCAUCAUCUGACCCCCGGCAAGGCCAAAGAAUGAGGGUGUCAUUGCCAAGUACACCGAUCGUCACCUGGGGGGAUUACUUCACUCCUAGGAGAAAAUGUUCCACCACCCCCCUGUGUCUGCCCGCUGUGCCAGUGUCACGUACCACCAGCAUGGUAUUCCCUCCUCGUGUCAACCCCCUCCAUCCCCCGGGAGUGAAGAGGAGGAUGGUGAGCCUGGAGACCGUGCCCACACACCAGCACAAUCACCAGAGGGUCAUCUGCAUGCAGCAAAGAGAAUACAGCCGGUUCCACACGGGCUGGAGGCGACCCUUUUAUGGCACAGCGGUAGAAAAAGAGGAAUACAGAAAGGAGACCAGACAUGUGCUGAAGAAGCAGAUGAGUGACAAGUGGGCUCUUCAGAGGGAGUCCCUAGCCAGCCAGAGCAAGGAACUGGAGACUCUCAAGGAAGCGGACCGGCUCGCCAUUGUCCAGGACCUGGAGCAGGAACGAGCCAAAGCCUUAUUCCUGAGGAAAUACAGGGAUGAGAAUAAACGGUUAAUGGAAAGCAGAUGGCAAGAAAACCGGCUGACCCGAUCCUUGGAGACGCUGAAGGAGAGAGAACUUCUACAAUAUAACCCAAUUAACUGGAGCGGAACUCUGAAAUAAUUUUUUUUUAAGUGUUUGCUGCGUUCAUUAAAAAGGCCCCCAUUAUAGAGACAUUCUUAAAAAAAAUCUCCUUUAAAAAAAGGGCACCACGGCUUUAUUCCAGGUAUGGAUAUUGGACCAGCUUAGACCAAUAUUACUAUGUAUAUACCACACCUCUGGAUCCUUUAGAACAGUGAUGGCGAACCUUGGCACCCCGG
Rana temporaria (common frog) is the source of this 925-nucleotide messenger RNA. RefSeq lists its product as uncharacterized. The coding region runs from base 114 to 728 and encodes 204 amino acids. NCBI's taxonomy places the organism in Eukaryota, Metazoa, Chordata, Amphibia, Anura, Ranidae. The record is from RefSeq and is a predicted model, not a curated record. The transcript has 7 exons.